CAUUUAUUUAGUUUGCGCCCACCUCCUGCUCCUCCUCCUCCUCGUGCUUGAUGCCAACAAGCAGCUCCUCGCACUGACAGAGCUGCUCUUGUCACUGAAGUUGGAGCUCGUUUUGAGUUUUGGAGCCGGCACAAUGACAAGCACAAUACUAGAUCAACUAAGACAGAUGGAAGCAAAACUGGCAACUUUGGAAACCAAGCUGAAGGCCAGUGAGGAAAAGAUUGAGGACCAGAAGACAAAAGAGAAACCCAAGGUGGCAUUCAGUGUAGCAGCAGACGAGGGUGGAAACUAUGGACCUUUUGAUGCUGACAAGACUAUGAGGUACAACAAAAAGAUCACAAACAUCGGCGAUGCCUACAAUAUGUCUACAGGUGUGUUUGAGGCACCUGUUGAUGGUGUUUAUUAUUUCAUCUUCUUCUUCCGUGCUGAAGGAAAACACCCAUCAGGGCUGAUACUGUGUAAGAACGACAACCCCGUUAUAAUGUCAGAUGACGGCCAGGCCAGCUAUGACCCAGCUGAUACUGGAGGAAAUGCAACAGUCCUAGAGCUAAAGAAAGGGGACGAGGUGCACAUGCGUCUGCCUAAAGGCAACCAUGUUUGGGCGUCAGAGCGCCACACCACCUUCAGUGGUUUUCUGGUCAGUCAGAAUUGAUGACUCUAGAAAAAUUAUUCUAAAAGCCUGAGAUCAAUGAUGCAUCUACUUUGAAAUUAAAAUUCAGUUUGAAACAACUGGCUGUUGACGUCAUAUUACUGUGGUGAACUAAAAUAAAUCAUCACAACAUUUGUUAAA
Molecule: messenger RNA, 790 nt
Organism: Lates calcarifer (barramundi perch)
Lineage: Eukaryota; Metazoa; Chordata; Actinopteri; Centropomidae
Product: complement C1q-like protein 2
Exons: 4
Coding region: 134-652 (172 amino acids)
Molecular function (GO): protein binding
Source: RefSeq, a predicted model, not a curated record